AUGUGGGAAGUCAUUAGAAACAAGUAUGAGGGAUAUGGGGAUGGAGGAAUUGAGAAUCCCGAAAGAAACUUUAUUGCCAAUAACAAACAUAUCGCCAAGUUCAGUUGUAAACCAAAUCCAAAAGAACAAGAUCCCAAUAGUUGCACGCCUGCCUAUGGAUCUCUUCUCUAUACAAAAAUAUGUAAAUUGACAAAAUCGGACAAUGACAUACUAGUCAUUAAGAGUAUGAAAUCACUUCAAGAGUUGUAUAAGGCUUCCUCAAAGAAUAUUUCUGCAAGCAUUCUCUACACGGAUCAUCAAAUCAUUCCGAAUUUAGUGGAUUUGACAAAGAAGGAAUUUUCCAAAGAGGAGGCUUUAAAAACCUUGUGUUGUGCUUUCAAAUGUAAGCAUGGAAGAGUUUCCAUAUUACCACAUGUACCAUCCAUUCAAAAUGAUAUUUUGAGUCAUUAUCAAACAGAAAACCCUCAACAUGUGUAUCUAACUCUUAAAUUAUUCAAAGGUUUAGCUUUGGAAAAAGAGGCAUGUCAUCAAAUGACUGAGAGUGAAGAUCUUCCAGGUUUGGUCAUGCAGUGUUUGGAUUUCUACCAAAGCAGAGACAUUCAUCCAAAGGCAAUGAAGAAUGGACUCAAGUUAUUGAAUCAAUUGCUUCAAGUUCCAAAAACUCAUGUUCUACUCGUAGUAGAAGAUCGAAUUUUCUAUUUAAUUGAAAAGAUCUUUGAACAUACAAAUUAUGACGACAAGGUGAUGGUUGCCCUUAUGGAACAUAUUUCUCUUUUGAGUCUCUACACCGAUGGUUUAACAAAAUGCGUUAGAUUUAUUCAAAAUAUUAUGACAUACCUGGAAACAAGAAAUUUGUCUCUACUCUUACAGUGUAUCUGUGCCUUGUCUCAUAUUACCAUAAGUGUGGAGGCUAAAUAUCAAAUAAUGGAAGAACAAAGCCCCAUCAAAAGUGAAUUCAUUCGAAAAGUAACCCAAAUAUUUGAUAAUUAUUUAGUGACCUAUGACAAUCAUUAUAUAUUCAUUAAUAAUUUGAAAGUAAUUUGUAAUAUUGCAGAGAAGGAUAGAAAGGCAUUGAAAGAACUCAUCUCAAAAAUUGAUACUCGAUUACAACAAUUAAAUAAUCCCACAGUGGUUGAUGAGCUUGAACAUACGAAACAAGUACUAUCAUGGACUCCAUAA
Naegleria fowleri is the source of this 1179-nucleotide messenger RNA. RefSeq lists its product as uncharacterized. The transcript has a single exon. The record is from RefSeq and is a predicted model, not a curated record. Bases 1 to 1179 code for a protein of 392 amino acids. Lineage: Eukaryota; Heterolobosea; Eutetramitea; Acrasida; Naegleriidae.